AUGGAAGCUACCACAUUCGCUAUGCAGGCAAACAUUCCGUUCAACUUCACCCAGAGCAUAGCCUCAUGCAGCGCACCCGUCACGUUUCGCCCCUACCGCGUUGAUCCCCCGGUGGCGAGACAAGUUGACGCGAUCCUUGACCAAUAUCUUGCAGCAGGUUUGAUCCAACAUUCGACCUCGCCUUACUCGAGCCCUUUGGUAUUCAUACCGAAGAAAUCUGGUGGUGUUCGCAUCACCGUCAAUUAUCGCAAGCUCAAUAAGCUUUGUGCUUUGAGUCAGCUUCCGAUUCCUCGAGUCGAUGAUACUUUGGACAAGUUGUUGAAAGGGCGAAUUUAUUCCCUUUUCGAAAUGAAAUUUUCGUUCCACCAAAUCACGGUGCACCGCGAUACCAUCCCUUUGACGGCAUUCGUGACGUCGUCGGGGCUUUUCGAGUGGUUGAAGCUGCCUCAAGGCAGUUCGGCUGCCCCUGGGUGGUUUGCAAAGUUGUCAACGAAGUCAUCAAUAAUAAGGCGGUGUUACAUCUUGGAUGAUUUGAUCGUCUUUGAUGACACCCCUGCUACUCACGUUGGUACCAUGCGCGCACUCUUUGAACGCUUGCGUACGCACAACUUGGAACUCACGCCUCCGAAAGCUACUAUUGGCGUUACUGAAGCAGACUUCCUCGGACACACCAUCUCCCCUGACGGCGUUAGGCCUAACGGUGCCAAGGUUUCGGCCCUCACCAAAAUGUCUAUGCCUAAGGAUGUCAUGCAACUACGUUCCCUUCUCGGUGGUCUCAGCUACUACCGUAAGUUCCUCCCCAACAUGGCUAAUCGCAUUCGACCUCUGACUACUCUACUCAAGAAGCAAGAGAAGUUUAUCUUCACCCCUUCCAUGGAGCAAGCCGUUCGCGUUUUAUCAGCUGAGUUGGCCAAUCCUCCUGUUUUGGUUUAUCCAAAUUAGGAUGCCGUUUCAGACGGCUCGCGACCUUUUCAUCUUUACUGUGAUGCUAGUCGCGAUGAAUUUGGUGGGACUCUCGAACAAGAACAGCCAGAUGGUUCCAUUCGCC
Messenger RNA from Ectocarpus sp. CCAP 1310/34, 1048 nucleotides. The record is from the annotation of a GenBank genome assembly. NCBI's taxonomy places the organism in Eukaryota, Phaeophyceae, Ectocarpales, Ectocarpaceae.